Messenger RNA from Nematolebias whitei (Rio pearlfish), 2345 nucleotides. It is a transcript of the gene lmx1bb, whose product is annotated as LIM homeobox transcription factor 1, beta b. Gene Ontology annotation, molecular function: RNA polymerase II transcription regulatory region sequence-specific DNA binding; DNA-binding transcription factor activity, RNA polymerase II-specific. Bases 146 to 1276 code for a protein of 376 amino acids. Gene Ontology annotation, cellular component: nucleus. The record is from RefSeq and is a predicted model, not a curated record. The transcript has 9 exons. Lineage: Eukaryota; Metazoa; Chordata; Actinopteri; Cyprinodontiformes; Rivulidae. Gene Ontology annotation, biological process: neuron differentiation; regulation of transcription by RNA polymerase II.
ACUGUCACUCGGUGUUGUGCAGCUCCUUCUCUCCCGGCGGCUUCACGGAGGAGAACAAGGAGCUCCCCUCGCUCCUCUGAACACAACAGCAGGUCUCGUGUCCGUGGAGCGCCUCUCCGCGGGAGGACAGGCCGGGACGCGCGUCAUGCUGGACGGCAUCAAGCUCGAGGAUCACCCGCUGCGAUCCGGACAGGCCGCGCUGGGAGUCAUGCUGGGCUCCGAGUGUCCCCACAGGUCGGUGUGUGAAGGAUGCCAGCGGCCCAUCUCUGACCGCUUCCUGAUGCGCGUCAACGACUCGUCGUGGCACGAGGAGUGUUUGCAGUGCACGGUGUGUCAGCAGCCCCUCACCACCAGCUGCUACUUCAGAGAGAGGAAGCUCUACUGCAAACACGACUACCAACAGUUGUUUGCGACCAAAUGCAGCGGCUGCAUGGAGAAGAUCGCCCCGACAGAGUUUGUGAUGCGGGCUCUGGAGUGUGUUUAUCACCUGAACUGCUUCUGCUGCUGCGUGUGCGAUCGCCAGCUCAGAAAGGGCGACGAGUUUGUCCUGAAGGAGGGUCAGCUGCUCUGCAAGAUCGACUACGAGAGGGAGAAAGACUUGCUCAGCUCUGUCAGUCCGGAUGACUCAGACUCAGAGAAAAGUGACGAUGAAGAGUUGGAUGUAAAACCAGAAAAAGGGAUUGGAAACCAGGGGAAGGGUGACGAUGGGAAGGAUCCAAGGAGACCCAAGAGACCACGAACAAUUCUGACCACUCAGCAGAGGCGGGCCUUUAAGGCGUCCUUUGAGGUGUCCUCCAAACCCUGCAGAAAGGUGAGGGAAACAUUGGCGGCAGAAACGGGACUCAGUGUUCGAGUGGUCCAAGUGUGGUUUCAGAACCAGAGAGCUAAGAUGAAGAAGUUGGCAAGAAGACAGCAGCAACAGCAAGAACAACAGAAUUCCCAAAGGCUCGGCCAAGAGGUGAUGUCUAACAGGAUGGAGGGGAUGAUGAACUCCUUCACGCCGCUGGCUCCGCCGCAGCAGCAGCUGGUCGCCAUGGAUCAGAACGGCUACAGCACAGACCCGUUCCAACAGGGGCUCACCCCCCCACAGAUGCCGGGGGACCACAUGAACCCAUAUGGUAAUGAUUCUGCAUUCCAUGACAUAGACAGUGACACGUCUUUAACCAGCCUCAGCGACUGCUUCAUGGCAUCGUCGGAAGUCAGCUCCAUGCAGGCCCGUGUGGGGAACCCAAUUGAUCGCCUCUACUCCAUGCAGAACUCUUACUUUGCAUCAUGAAAGGAGCGGGACUGAAAGCAUCAGCGCAGGAAAGAGAGAAAAAAUAAACUACCCAUUUCAAACUAAAGCACGACGGUCAGGAGGUUCGACUAAACUAUGGACAUGACGGAAGAAACACCCACUUUGCAGUAGCUCCCGGCUCUGUGCCGAAGCUUGCUCAAAGACUGUAAAACCACUUGGAGGAGAGAGAAGAAUCAAGGGGAGUUAAAUAUUAGAGAUUAUUCGGUAGAAUUGCAUAUUCAUCAUAGGAAGAGAUACUCUUUCCUUUGUUUACUUAAAGAAAAUGACUAGAUUCUGAAGCCACUAAUUACACACCCUCAAACCAAAUAACACCGUGAGUUUAUACAGUGCAUGAUCAAUUGUAAACUAAUACUUUUUGUAAGCCCUUCUCCCCCGCCGAUCCCCCCUGCCCCCAAUUAAGAUGUGGUGUUUGGACUGUUUCUUCUUCGCACUACAUGGACUUCCAUGUUCACUGUUAGCAUUUUGAUCACUUGCCAUAGAUUUUAGAUUAUGUGUUAAUAGUAAAUAGACGCAGCAUGUCUGCAGGAGUGACUGUACAUUUGUGUAUGAGCAUUUGUGAUAAACGAGGAAUGUCUUAGAAGGACGAGGAAAAGGAGAGAAAAGGUGCAGACAUAGGUGGACGAGUAGUGAACUGUAAAUAUUUCCCCCCCAGGCUAAUUGGAUGUGCAUGUUAAAAAUGGAAAGCAUUCUAUUUAUUUAACUAUAACAGGCUCUUGAAGGUACAUAUUAAAAGUGAAAAGCUUUAUUUAAAAAAGACCGUUUUGUUUUUGUUGAGCAGUUAGUGACGCAACUCAUCUGUAUACCAUUCUGAAUAUGAAGAUUAACCUUUUUUUGUUUCAGCCAAGCUGUAAAUGAGCAAAGUUGCUAUUUAUUUCGUACAGACCAUAAAACUUUUGUUGUCCGAUGUGCUUUCUCAAAAAAUGUUAAAAGUUGCUAAUUGACCAAAGUUGACUGGUUUUGAUGAAUAAACAAUGUCUUUCACCUGAUAACAUGAAAUAAAUACCAUCAGUGACCAUUUACGUGGUAAAACCUCCAGUCAAACUGUUGU